Messenger RNA from Impatiens glandulifera, 2517 nucleotides. RefSeq lists its product as uncharacterized. The record is from RefSeq and is a predicted model, not a curated record. Gene Ontology annotation, biological process: protein transport. The coding region runs from base 165 to 2429 and encodes 754 amino acids. Lineage: Eukaryota; Viridiplantae; Streptophyta; Magnoliopsida; Ericales; Balsaminaceae. The transcript is spliced from 6 exons.
UUGAUUAUUAAAUUGCGUGUUUCAUUUUCCGAUGGAGAUUUGACUUUUGACGAUUCAUCCCUCCAUUCAAUCUUCUCUUUAUAAUUCAUCAUCGUCUUUCUCAAGCUAUCGAAAGAAUACGAUAGUUUGAUUUGAUUCCUCAGUUUUUUGUAUUAUCUCUUCAAAUGCUUCAUCGUAGUUUCAAACCGGCUAAAUGCAAGACGUCGUUGAAGCUAGCAUCGGCUCGGUUAAAGCUGUUGAAGAACAGGAAAGACGUGCAAGUGAAGCAGUUGAAGAAAGAACUUGCUCAAUUGUUGGAAUCAGGGCAAGAGCAAACUGCUCGAAUUCGGGUUGAGAAUGUAAUUCAUGAGGUUAAGUUGGUGGCAGCUUAUGAUCUUCUUGAGAUAUACUGUGAACUUAUUGCUGCUCGGUUGCAAAUCAUUGAAUCUCAGAAAAACUGCCCCAUUGACAUGAAGGAAGCAAUUACUAGUGUAAUAUUUGCAUCACCUCGAUGUUCAGAUGUAACUGAACUUCAAGAUAUUCGUAAGCAAUUCACUGCAAAGUAUAGUAAAGAAUUUGUUACUGCUGCUGUCGAGCUCCGGCCUGAUUGUGGUGUUAGCCGUUUGUUGGUUGAGAAAUUGUCUGCAAAUGCCACUGAUGGACAAGCAAAGUUGAAGUUUCUGAAAGAAAUUGCAGACGAACAUGGUGUCAAGUGGGAACCUGUAUUGCUCGACCCAAAACCUUCUCAAGAUUUACUGAAGGGUCCAACUUCAUUUGUGAAGGCGGAGAUUAAGACAGAGCCACCGCCACCUCCUACUCCUACUCCUCCAGUCCAGACUGCAACGCCGCCUACUUUUCAAAGUCAUUACAGUAUGAAUGCAGGUAGUAAUAAUAAUAAUGCAAACGAGAGAUUUAAUCAUGAACAUGUGAAGACAUCUUUCAAACAUCCUUAUUCUGUCCAUGAAGAAGUCUUCUCGCCUAGUAUGAAGAAUCGGAACAUGGAAUUUGAGAAUGCAGCUGCGGCAGCUAUGGCUGCCGCCGAAUCUGCUGACAUAGCUUGUAGGGCUGCUAGAGAAGCGGCAGAGUUUGCCAGCCAAGGAAAGUUUUCCAGACAGCCUUCGACAGAUUCACAUAAAUCUAGGUUAAGCGAUUCCCAAAAUGAUGAAGAUCGAAGGAGGGAUGACAGAAACUCGGAGAAUCUUUCUUUUCAACGCAGGAAUUCCUUGUUGAAAAAUGAUAGCAGAAUUCAUAGGGGUCCUAGUCGUUCGGAUUCUUUAAAGUCCAAGGCUUCUUCAAUUGAUGAUAGAUAUCAGAAUGAUUUCCAUAAUGCAGAAAGAUAUUCACCAAAGAAUUCUUUCUUUUCGGAGCAGAAUUUAGAGAAACAGUCUUCUAGUUCACGAUCCGAGAAUUUUGACUAUUACGAUGAAGAAAGAUUGACAAGGAAAAUCUCUUUGAAUAAGACAUCUGCAGUUUUCGAUGAUUCAGGUUCAGAUGUUGACUACGAUUAUGAGUUUGAUGUGGAACGGAAAGACGAUAGCCCAAAACCAGAAAGAACAUCUUCCUCAAAGAGCUAUCAUGAUGUUACGCCCCCAGAACGAACAUAUUCGUCAAAGAGCUAUCAUGACGUUACGCCCCCAGAACGAUCAUAUUCCUCAAAGAGCUAUCAUGAUGUUACGCCGCCAGUGACUUUUGAUGAUUCUGAAGGGGAUGAAACAGAUAACAAUUCUAGAUAUAAUCCUCCUACAUCCAUAAGAGUAGAUUCUUCAUCUGAUAAUGAUGAUGACAAGAUUGAAUUAGAAGAACCAACGAGUGAAAAAAGAUUGAAUUUUGAAAACUUAAGAGGUGGUUUCAAACAUUACAAGUCUAGGAUACCGCCUUACACAUCUCCGACUGCAAAAAUCGAUAAUGUGAAACCGUCAAUCCAGAGAGAUGAUCCAGUAACUGCAUCUGAUUCUGAUAGUGGCGAAGAUUUUAAUGCAGUAAUAUUACCCAAAAGAGAAUCCAGCUUCAAGCAAGUCAACAAGACUCCUCCUCCGACGAGACUACAACCUAAAACAACAUAUUUUGACUCCGACGAAAGCGAAACGGAGGAACAUCCGUCAUCAUCACAAGUUUCUGGCUCUGGCCAAAACAAUCGAGUUGAGACUACUCCUCUUUUUUGGAGGACUAAAACAAGAAUGGUGGAAGAAAGACCAACUGUAAAUGAUCCAAAACCUGUGCAGAAGCAGAAAUUAAUGUCGUUUCAGCAUCGAACUGAAGUGGAACUGGAACCGCCAGAGCAACCUCCUUAUAAGAAGGAACAAUUGAGGAUGUCAUCCUCAUCAUCAGCAAUGGAAACAAGAUCGAGUGAGAAUUCAUUCAAGACAAGUACAAGUCAUGUUCAUCCAAACCUUCCUGAUUACGACGAAAUAGCUGCUCGGAUGCAGGCCCUUCGAGUUAAUCGUCGCUAAAUCAUUGAUACAACUCAUUUUUAUGUAUACAUAAUAUACACGAGUAUUACCUACAAAACCAAAAUAAUAAUAAUAAUCUCAUUUGGCA